Diospyros lotus (date-plum) is the source of this 1339-nucleotide messenger RNA. Its product is annotated as CLAVATA3/ESR (CLE)-related protein 25. NCBI's taxonomy places the organism in Eukaryota, Viridiplantae, Streptophyta, Magnoliopsida, Ericales, Ebenaceae. The transcript is spliced from 4 exons. Bases 437 to 715 code for a protein of 92 amino acids. The record is from RefSeq and is a predicted model, not a curated record.
CUGAUAAAACACCCUAUCAGUCACCGCGGAUUGAAUUUGAAGGUCUACGAAUGGCUGCUCUCUCAGCCUUCGAUUAUCUCCUGUCUGGUUCGUCUGACGGACACCAAUGCCAAUUUGCCAAUGAAACCUCAAUCUACUGAUCACCAACGACGAUGUGUCACUAAUCGUCUUUGUUUACAGUAGUAGCAGGCCAUAAUUCCUAGGUUUACUCCUUGGAACCUCAUCGUUUUCAUUAGAUCUUAGGAAAUGUUUCUUCUUUUGAACUGAAAAUCUACCGGCAUCAAAUAAUGGAUCGCCCGACGACCAGAAGAAAGAUUGCGGUAUCAACCCCGACGUACGGCUUCCGAUCACUAGAAAUUCUUCAAAGUAGGGAGCACUAGAAGACAUCAAGGAGCUAUGAAGAAACAUAGUGAGGUCCCCUUUGGAUGGUAGCUGCAUGAAAAUGCACAAACCCAAAACAAAAGGAGUUUUCUCGUGGACCCAAUCAAAUUUAAAGCAACAAGUUGCAGCCAGUCGCAUGACCACCAGAACAGCUUUAACAGCUCAAUCAACCAAGAAGGCUGAGCUUCUCAAGUUGAUAGAAACAGAGAAGGAAGCUGUUCGUGACUGGGACUUGGAUCCAUAUUCUGCGAGCAACAGAAAGGUGCCCAAUGGACCUGACCCUAUUCACAACAGGAGAGCAGGGAAGUUCAGAGAACCACCUGGUCGAGUUUGAGUAGGAGGAUGAACGAGGCUGAAGUUUGGGAUAGUUUCAGUAGAAGAGUACUUGUGACCGAGAAUUUUGAGUGAAUUGGAACUUUUUAACUUACUUGUUUCUGCAAUUCUUGUAGUUGUAUAACUUUUGCUGUCGUUUCCUGGGAAGGAAAAAACCAAAGAACAAAAUUGGUAAAGCAUUCUCUGGGUCCUGCCUGCGCAUCAUAUAGCAGCAGAGUUGGCUAAAACACUAUAAAGAAUUCAUGGGAUCGGAUUCUUGGAAGCUUCUCUUCUCUCGUGCAUGGACUUUUGGAGGUAUCCCACUGGUAUUUGCUUGGUCCCUACUAGGAUUCAGAGAGAGAGAGAGAGGAUUUCAUUCACUUUUUGUAAGGAAGGAAGAGAAAACAGCCACUUGUAUGGAAUGAGAAAAAAAUGGAGACAGCCCAAGAAGAAGAUGUGUUUCUAGUCUGCAUACCUCUAUGCAUGUAAUAUAUAAGAUAUAGAUUAUUAAAAUGAGGAAUUUGCUUCUUUUACUAACUCCUAUUUGAUGUGCUUUUGAGUGGAUGGCUUGUGGUUCCACUCCCGCAGACAAAGCAAUUCCAUCAAUUAAAGCCGCUCUCUUUCCAAUGAUUUCUUUUCUUAAUUU